GUGGUAGGCGCCAACUCUGGCCUGGGGCUUUGCAUAGUCCAACAAGCGCUCCGCCAGGGACAUACCGUCAUUGCCAUAGCCCGAUCUCUGGCCAAGUUUCCCGAGAGCCUUCGAGAUGCUCAGAACGCUCAUCUUUUUGAGCUCGAAGCCACUAGCUCGGCGUUCAUCAUAACGAAAUUCGUCGACGACCUCGUCUCCCGCUUCGGCCAUAUCGACGUUCUCGUUAACAAUGCAGGCUACGGCCUCUUCGGCGCGGUCGAAUCGUUAACCGAACAGGAAAUCCGAUGCCAAUUCGAAGUGAAUUUCUUCGGUGUGCUCAACCUUACCAAGGCAAUCCUGCCGCAUAUGCGCCAACGUUAUAGCGGUACUAUUUUACAGAUGUCGAGUUAUUCGGGCAUUUUCAAUAUUGAGGGAUCGCCUGUUUAUAUAGCGAGCAAACAUGCCUUGGAGGGACUGAGCGAGGGCCUCGCUCAGGAAGUCAAGAAGUUCGGGAUUAGGGUUCAUCUUAUCGAGCCGGGAUACUUCCGAACGGGGUUUGUGACUUCGGCCCUAGAGACGAGGAAGGAGGGGAGCUGGAUGACGGAGGACGGCCUGGUAAUCCUGUUAAAGCUGCUGAAAGGAUCUUCGAGCUAG
Messenger RNA from Colletotrichum lupini, 633 nucleotides. RefSeq lists its product as uncharacterized. The transcript has 3 exons. The annotation marks the transcript as partial. NCBI's taxonomy places the organism in Eukaryota, Fungi, Ascomycota, Sordariomycetes, Glomerellales, Glomerellaceae. The record is from RefSeq and is a predicted model, not a curated record.